Aedes aegypti (yellow fever mosquito) is the source of this 499-nucleotide messenger RNA. RefSeq lists its product as uncharacterized. The coding region runs from base 149 to 463 and encodes 104 amino acids. The record is from RefSeq and is a predicted model, not a curated record. The transcript is spliced from 2 exons. Lineage: Eukaryota; Metazoa; Arthropoda; Insecta; Diptera; Culicidae.
UUUGUAUAUUUUGGAAUCUGGAACCCGGAGGAAGGGGUAUAAAUACCGUCUGGCGCUCGAACAGCGAGUAUAUUCAGUUGCCUUCUUAAGUGAAAAACAUCUUGUUGUGUGUCACAACGUGAAACAGAAAGAUUCGAAAACCUUCAAAAUGCUCAAGCUGAUCGUUGCCGUACUCGCUCUCGCAGCAGUUGCCAGUGCCUUCCCAUCGGACCUAGAACAGACCGUACAAGUAAAUAAGGUAGCUUCUCCUGUUCCCGUGCAAGCUGCUGAUGGAGCGCCACAACCUGGCCCAGUUGGUGUUGCAGCCGAUGCCAACAAGGAAAGUUUAGAAAACGCUGAAACCUUUGGCUAUGGAUACUAUGGCUAUUAUCCUCGCUAUUACUACAGCAGCUACUAUCCACGGUAUUACGGAUAUGGCUAUGGAUACGGUCACGGAUAUGGAUACCCUCAUUACUAUUGGUGAAGACUUAAUCGGACUUAAAUAAAUACUCAAAACCAA